Molecule: messenger RNA, 899 nt
Organism: Hydractinia symbiolongicarpus
Lineage: Eukaryota; Metazoa; Cnidaria; Hydrozoa; Anthoathecata; Hydractiniidae
Product: sorcin-like
Exons: 8
Coding region: 140-754 (204 amino acids)
Molecular function (GO): calcium ion binding
Source: RefSeq, a predicted model, not a curated record
GGUUUUAGAUCUUUCGGCAGAUAAAUAAACAGUGGUCGGUGCCUCCUUUAUUCAAAUAUUCCAAGGAAGAGGAAGCUUAAAUGAAACGAACACCUUUCAAUUUUGUAUAGUCUUCUCAUAAUCGUUUACAAGUAAUUCAAUGGCAUAUCCGUAUGGACAGGGAGGUUACCAGCCACCUUAUGGAGGUCAACCACCAUAUGGUGCCCCACCGCAACCUGGUGCUUACCCUGGUUAUGGCCCUCCCGGGGGAAUAGAUCCUUUGUUUGGAUACUUUUCAGCUGUUGCGGGACAUGACCAACAAAUUGAUGCGUUGGAGCUUCAAAGAUGUUUAACUUCAUCUGGUAUUGGUGGCACAUAUCAACCAUUCAGUCUUGAAACAUGUCGAAUCAUGAUCUCCAUGUUAGAUAGGGAUUACUCUGGCAAAAUGGGUUUUAACGAAUUCAAAGAACUAUGGAGUGCACUCAAUCAAUGGAAGACAACAUUUAUGCAAUACGACAGAGACCGAUCUGGAACAGUUGAACCACACGAGAUGCAUGGUGCUAUUCAAUCAUGGGGUUACAAUCUCACACCUCAAGCGCUGAAUAUUAUCAUCAAGCGUUACUCUGACAGUGGUCGAAUUAAAUUUGAUGACUUUGUUUCAGCUGCUAUUAGACUUCGCAUGUUGACUGAUCACUUCCGCCGUCGUGAUUCAAGUCAAACUGGCCACGCCAAUUUCUCGUACGAUGAUUUCAUCCAAGUAACAAUGUUUUCAUAAAAAGAAGUUCGUGCACCUCAACAGACAUCAGGAAAAUAAUGCUCACUGCUACAAAUUUUUACUUAACCCACAUAUGGAUGGGUUUUUUUGUGUGCUUUUUUGUUAUUUAAUUUUAUUAUGUACUCAUAGAAUGAAAUGUCUUUUA